Messenger RNA from Haliotis rufescens (red abalone), 6920 nucleotides. RefSeq lists its product as uncharacterized. NCBI's taxonomy places the organism in Eukaryota, Metazoa, Mollusca, Gastropoda, Lepetellida, Haliotidae. The record is from RefSeq and is a predicted model, not a curated record. Bases 326 to 3523 code for a protein of 1065 amino acids. Gene Ontology annotation, biological process: protein phosphorylation. Gene Ontology annotation, molecular function: protein kinase activity; ATP binding. The transcript is spliced from 9 exons.
GGUAUCUUCCUGGUUGGGUAGCUAGACCUAUUUACGUAUCGGGUAAGUCUAGUGCGUGGUCUUCUGUGAAAGCAUUAGCAUAUAACGAGAACCCUUGCGCAGAUAUAACGACAGUCAUGCGUGUCUUCAUGUCGAGAACUUAACAGCUUUACGUUUCGAGAACAUUCGGAAAUGAUUGUUAACCGCCUCAACUGAAACAUUAGCAGACGACUUCCGGUCAUGCGACAAGCAGACGAUAGGUAGAGAUUGACUGGCCAACAAUUUGCUUAUGUUUUCAUUCAGACUGAACAUUUAUGUAGUAACUUGGAAGUGAACAACCUGCAAUAUGAACGACGAAACUUUGAGAAAUAUUGAUGUGGAGAAUGUCGACAGUAUCGACGAUAUUUUGUCCAUAGCGGACAAGAUCGGGGCUUCCUUGGAAGGAUGUGACACCUGCGAGGACCUGAAAGAGAGACUUGUUUUACACAAAAACAAGAUUACCGGAAAACACAAACACCUGUUGGACCCUCUUCGCCACGAAAACCUUCGUACGGAAUGUCGCCAGACCAGAGACGCCAUUUGCAAUAUCCUGGAAUGCGUACAGUCCGGCAUGGAGGGUAGUCUUCCUCUGUUGUCCAACAUCCUGAAAUCUCGUGGAAUCUCGGACGAUUUGCCACAGGAACUCCGGGACCACUUGGCGUCCCUCAGGAAUGGCGAAUGCAACAUAGUGAUAGCAGGACAGACAAGCGCGGGUAAAAGUACCCUCCUGAAUUUGCUGCUGGGCAUGGAAGUCUUGCCCAAAGCCACCCUAAGUUGUACUUCAAGCAUUUGCAAGCUACGGUAUGGGUCCACGUUUAAGGUCAGGGUCAAGAACGGAGGGCAGGACAACGAACAUGUGUUCAGCAACCAGGGGGAAACAAUGACCUACUUAGACAAUCUCGUCGCAGAGAAAAAAAUCGAUGUCCGGGAGCGCGGGGAAACUGUUCCGGAAGUGGAAAUAGAACUUCCGGCUGUAAUUCUGAAGACUGGCGUUACCAUCAUUGACACACCUGGAUUCGGAGAGUAUGAGGCGAUGGAGAAACUCGUCCGAGAUUUCGUCACCCAGGGACGGAUUGCUGCUUUUGUGUACGUGGUCAAGACGGACAGCGCGGGGGGAGUGCAAGAGGACAGGCUGGUCCGGUUCUUAAAGACCUUCCUUGAGCACAAUAAGGGACGAAGCACGUUACAUUCAUUCAACCCAAGAGCUGCUCUGUUUGUCUGCAACCGCUGGGACCUGAUCGAGGAUAGUUGCAAGUCUGAUGUCAGAAAUAACGCCUUAGAGAAACUGAAUGACAUCUGGCCAGAUCUGCAGGACAACCAAGUCAGCUUUAUAUCCUCAACCAGGGCCGAGAAAAGCCUCAGCGUGGACAAAGAAUACAUCACUGCUGAUCUGCAUGCUCUUCUCACCUCCCUUAAUGGACUAUUUCAUCUCGCCCAACAAGAUGCAAUAAAAAAGUCAUAUGGCUGGCUGAAAGAAGUGAUGAGGUCAUCCACGAUAUACUUGAAGACAAUCCUCUCCCAGAUCACGAUGACUGAAAAGGAACACGAUGAGAAGUUCGUCCAAGCAAGACAACAACUGGCAGCAUUAAAUGCUCAAGCAUCUGAAACAAUCGCCCAACUCAGAGAGCAAGUGGAUUUAGCUGCCAAGGGCCUUGGACUGCAAUUUAGAAGGAUCCUUGUUUCUGAUCGUUUCAAAAGACAACUACAGUGGAAUCGUCAAGAUCUCCCGGAGGCACCUCUCUCGGUUGACGGCUGGGAAAAACAGAAGGAACUGAUAGACAGUGUGAUUUUGAAUAGGAUUUAUAAAUUGUUUGAUGACACAGAAGAGUGUCAGACAUUUGUUCAAGAAAUGUACACCAACGUGAUGUUUCAAGUCAAACUUCGUCUAAGUUUACUUGACAAUAACAUGAGCGAAAUAUCGGAUACCCUACGCUCAUCUGGUACAACUGGCUCAACAGACAGCGAUGAAGACAGCAACGUACUGAUAGAACGACUCAAGAAUAAACGAAAGAAGAGCAGCAUUGUUCGGCGACUGGUAGGGAUCGCUGAAAGAGGAAGAAGCACGGGUGCUGUAAACCCACGAGCGUUUGCUUCUAGGAUGAUUUCACCUAUUGUUGGCAAAAUGGUCAAAAUGGCGCUAAAGCGUGCUAUGGCUUUGUAUAGGGAAAAACCCAACCACUACAUGGAGGCAAGGUGUGAAAAGAUAAUCAUGACUGUCAAAGAUGAUGACGAAUUCGUCACAAGAUUUUUAUCGAGGUACACGGACAGGAUUCAUCAGAAAAUCAACACCAUCAGCUUGAACAUCCCCAACUUCAUCAACGCAAACGAAACAUUGAUGAAGGAGAUUAUUCAGUUCAGAAAGGAAGCUAGAGAGGACAAGACCCAUCUGAAGAAAACAAUGGAGCUGUUGGAACCCGUGAAGGAACUACUGAGGGGAUUUGGCUACCUCCACGUCAAGGACUUCACCUCAGAUGAGAUCUUGUUACACAUAGAAGACCUGGGAGCGACCUCUUCAACUCAGGUGAAUUUUUACCUCAGAACUUCUGGUUCAGAUCAGAUCUCAAAGAAGGCUGCAGCCACGGGUCUGUGGACAGUUGUGCAAGCAGCAGAGCUCAAUACUGACAAUAACAAGAUCCAAGUCAUGGCUAAACGCUACAUUACCCCACUAAAAGAUGAGCAUCUGUUCAAAGAAAUCGCCAAAUUAAGGUGCCUGGAACACUCUUCUGUUGCCACAUUCCUGGGGAUGACACGCACUGACAACAUAACAACGUUCAUCUUUGAGGACAAUCUGACAUCAGCACGUCGCUACCUGAGACGCUCAACGACUAGGGUGAAGGAGGUAGUCCCGCGGAUGCUGAAUGAACUUAUAAACGGACUUGAAGCCAUCCACAAAGAUGGUCUCGUGCACAUGGAGCUCUCCCUGGAUACCGUUGUUAUUGACAAUAAUGGGCAUGUGAAACUGUGCAACAUGUGCCUGCCAAGGAAGUGCAAGUUCCCAGCUGACGCUGACUCAGUAGAAGCUGCAGACUUUACUUGUCUGAGUCCUAGAGUUCUAAAAGGCGGCAUCUAUGACACAGAUGCUGAUAUCUAUGGAUUCGGGACUUUCGUGUACGAGCUGCUUCUUCAACGGAGGCCUUAUGAAGAACAACGAACGUGGGUAUUGUCUCGUUUCAUGGCUGAAGUUCAUCCUUCCAGUAUGCUAAAGCUGCGGGAUCUGGAAGUUUCAGGGGCUCUUUCUGAUCUUCUCCGAGGAUGUAUACUUCCGGGUCAAGGGUUACGCCUGCCCCUUUUGACAAUUAGAGAGAUGCUCAAAUCUCUCGUGGGUGAUGCGACAAUUGCAAAUCUGAAGAAUGCGACAACAAUUGUCAGAAGGAACGAUACGUCUAGACGGAAAAUAAAAGCCGCUAUGUAUAGGCGUGAUAGCCGCCAAUCUUCUCAGUCCUCAACAGAAUCUGAACCCAACAAUAACCAAAUUGACCCUUGUGAUGAUCAUAGAGAUGCUUAAAUCGCUUGUAGGCGAUGCGACAAUUGCAAAUCUGAAGGAUGUGAAAACAGUUGUAAGAAAGAACACUACACCUAGAUGGGUACUAAAGCAACGAUCUAUUAGUGUGAUAGUGGUGGUCCUCGGCCCUCAACUGAAUCUGAACCCAACGGUAACCCUAGGGAAAAUAUAUCAAGGAUGGGCCAGAAUAACUGUGCAGCUUGAGCACGCAGUGCGGCGCGGUAAUGUGUGUAUUGAUUCAUUGUUUCAUAACUACAUUGGUCAUGAAUUCAUGUAAUGUGCUUGUCCUACUGGUAGACAACAAUGCAAUACAUUGUCCUACUGGUAGACAACAAUGCAAUACAGAGACAUUAACUGCAUUAAGUGCUGUAGCUCAGUAUUUCUUGUGUUCCCCGCCGCGAUAUUGCUGGAAUAUUGCUAAAAGCGGUGUUUAAAACCCUCUCUCGUGGCAGUUCGGAUACGAUGCAAGUCACACAACUAGUCUGACAAAAUUUGAAAUCAGGAAAAUGCUGUAUGUACAGUAUGACCUUGCCUUGACGGAAUUCUUAUUCAUUGCUCAGUCAUAAUCAGUUCACCGAGUGUCCGCUGUUGUACUUGGUCAUUUGAUUGCCUGCAGAUGUCUUAAUGCAGGCACUAUAUACUGUGUCAACUAUUUGUCUGGGGUUGACAUACCGGCACUAUGUACUAUGUUAACUGAUUGUCUGCUGUUGACAUACCGGCACUAUGUACUAUGUUAACUCAUUGUCUGGGGUUGACAUACCGGCACUAUGUACUAUGUUAACUGAUUGUCGUGCUGUUGACAUGCAGGCGCUAUGCACUAUGUUCACCGAGUGUCUGCUGUUGACAUGAUGCACACAAUAUAAACAAUGUUCACCGAGUGUCUGAUGUUGACAUGAUGCACGCAAUAUAAACAAUGUUCACCGAGUGUCUGAUGUUGACAUGAUGCACACAAUAUAAACAAUGUUCACCGAGUGUCUGCAUGUUGACAUGAUGCACACAAUAUAAACAAUGUUCACCGAGUGUCUGCUGUUGACAUGAUGCACGCAAUAUAAACAAUGUUAACCGAGUGUCUGAUGUUGACAUGAUGCACACAAUAUAAACAAUGUUCACCGAGUGUCUGCUGUUGACAUGAUGCACGCAAUAUAAACAAUGUUCACCGAGUGUCUGAUGUUGACAUGAUGCACGCAAUAUAAACAAUGUUCACCGAGUGUCUCAUGUUGACAUGAUGCACGCAAUAUAAACAAUGUUCACCGAGUGUCUGCAUGUUGACAUGAUGCACACAAUAUAAACAAUGUUCACCGAGUGUCUGCUGUUGACAUGAUGCACGCAAUAUAAACAAUGUUAACCGAGUGUCUGAUGUUGACAUGAUGCACACAAUAUAAACAAUGUUCACCGAGUGUCUGCUGUUGACAUGAUGCACGCAAUAUAAACAAUGUUAACCGAGUGUCUGAUGUUGACAUGAUGCACACAAUAUAAACAAUGUGCACCGAGUGUCUGCAUGUUGACAUGAUGCACACAAUAUAAACAAUGUUCACCGAGUGUCUGAUGUUGAUAUGAUGUAGGCACUAGUUUCACCUUUUUUUCGUUUAUAUAAGUAUGCAAAUUGAGAUGUUGGUUUUGUAAAUAAUGGUUGUCGUUUUGUUUCCUUUCUGCACAUUCUAUGUUUUAAUGUAAGUUAUGAUGUCCAGGGGGCGGUCGGGUAGCCUAGCGGUUAAAGCGUUCGAUCGUCACGCCGAAGACCCGGAUUCGAUUCCCGACAUGGGUACAAUGUGUGAAGCCCAUUUCUGGUAUCCCCCGCCGUGAUAUUGCUGGAAUAUUGCUAAAAGCGGCGUAAAAACAUACCCACUCACUCACUAUGAUGUCCAGUGAUAAAGGAGAGUCGCCUUGCAGCUGUUGGUUGGAUGUUUUACUACAGGGUCGUGGAUGCGGACAGUGUGAGUAGCAUCCUCUGUGCCGACAUGCGCAGCACAGAUGAUGAACUCACAAUUCUUCUCAUAUCUAAACUUCACCUCAGGCAGUAGAAUGCUCCGAUAAACACCGGUCCCAAAAUACCGGGUCGCAGAUAAUAUAAAAUAAUAAAAUGUGGAGAUGGUGGUGGUCGGUAGUGCUGUCUCACCCCGUCUUAAGGGAGAUCUCAUUUAAGAUGUCAUUGCCAGUGCUGUCUCACCCCGUCUUAAGGGAGAUCUCAUUUAAGAUGCCAUUGCCAGUGCUGUCUCACCCCGUCUUAAGGGAGAUCUCAUUUAAGAUGUCAUUGCCAGUGCUGUCUCACCCCGUCUUAAGGGAGAUCUCAUUUAAGAUGUCAUUGCCAGUGCUGUCUCGCCCCGUCUUAAGGGAGAUCUCAUUUAAGAUGUCAUUGCCAGUGCUGUCUCACCCCGUCUUAAGGGAGAUCUCAUUUAAGAUGUCAUUGCCAGUGCUGUCUCACCCCGUCUUAAGGGAGAUCUCAUUUAAGAUGUCAUUGCCAGUGCUGUCUCGCCCCGUCUUAAGGGAGAUCUCAUUUAAGAUGUCAUUGCCAGUGCUGUCUCACCCCGUCUUAAGGGAGAUCUCAUUUAAGAUGUCAUUGCCAGUGCUGUCUCACCCCGUCUUAAGGGAGAUCUCAUUUAAGAUGUCAUUGCCAGUGCUGUCUCGUCCCGUCUUAAGGGAGAUCUCAUUUAAGAUGUCAUUGCCAGUGCUGUCUCGCCCCGUCUUAAGGGAGAUCUCAUUUAAGAUGUCAUUGCCAGUGCUGUCUCACCCCGUCUUAAGGGAGAUCUCAUUUAAGAUGUCAUUGCCAGUGCUGUCUCGCCCCGUCUUAAGGGAGAUCUCAUUUAAGAUGUCAUUGCUAGUGCUGCCUCUUCAAUCGUAAGGGAGAUCUCAUUUAAGAUGUCAUUGCCAGUGCUGUCUCUUCAAUCGUAAGGGAGAUCUCAUUUAAGAUGUCAUUGCCAGUGCUGUCUCUUCAAUCGUAAGGGAGAUCUCAUUUAAGAUGUCAAGAAGUAACCAGUUAUCAUAUGUUAAAAGAAAUCUUAUUUCAUCAAUAGUUGGCUAUUAUUUUAUAAUAAUUUAACUAAAUAUACAACGGUAAUUACUGACUGAUAAAUAAAGUGAGCGACUUGUUUCACCUCACAGUCAGUAAUAUCGAAAUAGCAUGCCCAAAUUGCUCUGACUUUUAUUGUCUUUUCGCGACCACUGGUUUCAUCACUGAUUUUCAGUGAUCCAUAUAUAGAUAAUUGUCACCGCUAGUUUACCUUUUACGCCCAAGAGAAUCUGUUUCGGAGGGUAAUUCGGAGACAAGUCAUACUUUAUCGAUGACGCUUUGUAUACUAUUAUGUACAUAGUUUCCGAAUUCACAUAAAUUGAACAUUGUAAAUUAUUUCUACCUGAUGUCAUACGGUAUGAAAGCUAAAAAUAAAUACACAUAAACUAAUAA